CUUAACAUUCCUCCUGUCCUCGAUCUCCUCCGCCAACUUCUUCCGCUUAUCUCUGCUCCUUCUCGCGCCACAGCUUCGCCUCUUGCACCGCCGAGUCGUUACCUCGGACCUCUCAAAGUUUGACCCCUUCCACGCAGCUGACACAGCGCGCACAGCUUCAGGUCGUCCGCAACCGUCUUGCCAGCUUGUAACACGAAAGCAGGCACAAUGAUGCAAGCAACCAUCUGCCAGGCAAUGCCCGUGUCCCGCCCAGCCAGCAAGGUGGCACCUGCACCGUCAGGGCCCCUGAUGCGUCCCCAUGGCUUCAGCCAGGCGCGCCGCACAGUGCCCUUCGCAUUCAACCCGGCCCUGGACAGCUUUGGCGACGGCAUGGGUGUGCCUAUGGCCUCCUUCGUGCGGCCAGACUGCCCUCCUGACGCAGAGGACGUCAGCGCGGCCCCCCAGAAGAAGGAGAAGCGUGCCAAGGCAGCUCCCCAGGGUGGCCGCCCACAGUUCCGCAGCGCACUGGAGCAGGUGAGCUACAUGACCAACAGCAAGCUGUGGUCAGAGGAGGAUAUUGAGCAGGCAGGCCAGAAGUUCCACCCGCUGCGCUUCCUGGGCCUCUGAAUGGGCAAGAGGAGGAUCGCGGGAGGGGGCUGCAGGGCCAGGCAAUUUUGUAUCCCGCCACAGGCCGGCUCCACCAAUUUUGUAUACUACCAGAAUUCCUUAUCAGUCGAGCGGCCCUGCCCUGAGCAGAGCUGGCUUCUAUGUGCAAGAGCUGAGUUUGUGAUGCUGUGAUGUGGUGGCCUGUGGUUCUGUUGUCUCAUCAGCAGAGCUUGCAUAUCAGACAUUUUGGCACACCUCGUUCCAGGAAACGUGUUUUUGCCGAGGUCAAUUUUGCAACCGUGAUUGCAUGGAUGUGUUUUGCCUCAGACUCAAGAACCCUGUGGUGAGCACUGGUGGAAGUUUGACAGCCAAUCACUGCCAUUGACUGGGCACAGCUAGGGUGCCUCUUUUUGGGAAGAGAAAUGUUUUGACGGAGGGACAGGUGUUUUUUAGGCUUGGCCACCUGGAAUUUUGCCGUGCAGGAGAGCGAGGUCCACCUGCUUGGGGUCUUCGCUCUGCCGUUGUGUUUUGAGUGCAAGAUUUAGGUCAGGUGUUGCGGAACUCACCGUCAGGCAUUGUGGAACUCACCGUCAGGCAUUAUUGGGCGUGCUGGAAGAACUGCUAAGCGCAGCCAGCAUGCAGCUGUUGUGGUCAUUAUUGUGAACUCAAAAUUGAAAUGUGAGGCUGUAAAUUAGGACCUUAGGCGCUUGGUGUAGGUGUUACUCAAAUCUUAUGUGUAUCUUUGACAAUUUAGCUCAUCCGGUGGGCAUUAUGCUCUUGCAAAGUGCUCAGAUCUUGAUGGAUUAGGUAAAACAUAUCGUUGUGUGUACAAUUCUACUAGGCCUUCAUGGUGUGACGUAGGUUCAUUUUAUCACGGUGAAUCGUGUGUUAGUGCUACUUUAGGAGAAGAUAAUUUAGGAAUUAAAUAGGAUGUGAACGCUGUUGUGUUAGUUGCAAAACACAUGAGAUCAGAUGUUGCAACAAUUGGACUUGCUUGAAAUUUGUGAAGUUAGAAUGAGUUGUAACAUGGUGUCUUUCAU
Messenger RNA from Coccomyxa subellipsoidea C-169, 1625 nucleotides. RefSeq lists its product as hypothetical. The record is from RefSeq and is a predicted model, not a curated record. Lineage: Eukaryota; Viridiplantae; Chlorophyta; Trebouxiophyceae; Coccomyxaceae. The transcript has 3 exons. The coding region runs from base 208 to 606 and encodes 132 amino acids.